AUGGGUCAAAACACCUCCACACUGGACACUCCAUCAUCAUCAUUAUCACUCGGAGCAUUGUCAUCCUCGAAACAACCACCACAUGUCGACAUGUCCAAUGGAGCUUCCUCUCAUCAUUCUUCAUCCUCUCACCAACCACACACACUCACCACCUCUUCCGAAAACAACCUUCCUCGUAAUCGAAAAUCAACCACCACCACCAAACAUUCUUCCACACUGAGUACCUCAUCAUUAAAUAAUUCUUCAUCUUGUCAUUCAUUAACGGAGAAUAGUAUGAAUCCACAACAACACUCACAACAACAAAAUUCUGGAGUAAUGAUGAUGGGAAGAUCGAUUCAUUCUUCUUCUUCUUCGGUCGUUUCAUCACCGCCGCAAAUACAAACGACUCCACCCACGGUGAAGAUUUUGUUAUUGGGAUUAAAUGGAGCUGGUAAAUCAACAAUCAUUUCAAAACUCAAAGAAUACAUUCAACAACAAACAACUUGUGACGACACUUCUUCUCCCAAUUCGGAUCAUCAACUCAACAACAAAACUUUUCGUGACAUUAUUCACUUCCAUGCUCUCAAUGGAAUUAAACAAUUAAUUCUUGCAUCAGAAAAAUUAGAUAUUUCAAUAGUUCCUCGUCACUCGGAUCGAAAAGAAGAAAUUGAAUUUGCCAUUCAUCAUUUGAGAACUCUUCACUUUUGUUAUGGUGAACAUGUGAUUGUUCCACAAGUUGCAGAAAUGAUGAAAUUACUUUGGGAACAACGAGGAGCAAAAGAAAUUCAUUCCGAAUUUAAAGAAUUUCAAGCACAGCAACAACAGUAUCAAGAACAGAUGGCUCAACAACAACAUGUCACAAAUGGAUCAUUAUCUGUGGAUUCUCAUUCACAACAACAACAUGUGGUUGAUAAUGAAGAAGAAGAUGUCAAAGCAGUGGCUGUAAAACCUCAGCUCAUCGUUCAAACUCAACAACACUCUUAUCAACAAUUCAAUGCAGGUGAAAUUAAUUGUUUCACACUUUACAAAGAUUUGUAUAAUUUGGAUUAUUUUAUGGAUCACAUUGAUCGAAUUGCACAAACAGAUUAUGUACCAACCAAUGAAGAUGUGGAAUAUUGUCAAAAACAUUUGAAAGAAGAAAAGAAAGGUAUUGAAGAAAUUGAAUUUAAUUUUAGUGGAGAACGAUAUAUUAUUUAUUGUGUGGAAGGUCAAAAUAAUGAUGGAAGAAAAUGGCUCUUUCUAUUUCAAGGAGUGGAUAUUGUCAUGUUUGUAUGUCCCAUUGGAGAUUAUGAUAUUAUACCAACAUCACUUGAGAGACAUAAUGUGGUGAAGGAAAGUUUGAACUUUUUCAGUCGAAUGUGUAAUAGCAAAUGGUUUCGAUCCACACCCAUUAUUCUUCUUCUUUCAAAAUGGGAUUUAUUUCAUGAAAAGAUUGCUCACACGAGUCUCAAUGUAUGCUUUGAGGAUUACGAUGGUGACAAUUCUUAUCAACACAGUUUGAAAUUUCUUUUACAAAAAUUCAAUCAUGUCCGAGAUAAGGGCAUGAAAAGCGUGAAUACCAAUAUUUAUCAACAAUUCUUCACCAAAGACACACCUCAUGAAGAGUUGGCCAAUAACUUGGGAGGUUGCAUCAAAGGUAUUCGAAUGGAACAAAAAGAACAAGCUAGGAAAGUCCUCAAAAAACAACAAUUAGAGCUAUCUGUUGGAGAACUCUCUCCUAAUGUUUCUGACUCGAUGUCGUCAAGUAAUGGUUCACCCAGUUUAGGAAAAUGCUUAUCACCACAAUUGGAAUCUUCAGGAUCCCCCUCAACAAACAAACACUCCCACAAACUCUUCUCUGGUCUGCUGAACAAGUUGAAAAAGAAAUAA
This is a messenger RNA of Naegleria fowleri, 1848 nucleotides long. RefSeq lists its product as uncharacterized. The coding region runs from base 1 to 1848 and encodes 615 amino acids. The transcript is spliced from 3 exons. Gene Ontology annotation, biological process: adenylate cyclase-modulating G protein-coupled receptor signaling pathway. Lineage: Eukaryota; Heterolobosea; Eutetramitea; Acrasida; Naegleriidae. Gene Ontology annotation, cellular component: heterotrimeric G-protein complex. The record is from RefSeq and is a predicted model, not a curated record. Gene Ontology annotation, molecular function: guanyl nucleotide binding; GTPase activity; G protein-coupled receptor binding.